Messenger RNA from Neltuma alba, 1200 nucleotides. RefSeq lists its product as uncharacterized. Gene Ontology annotation, molecular function: protein-disulfide reductase activity. The coding region runs from base 49 to 735 and encodes 228 amino acids. NCBI's taxonomy places the organism in Eukaryota, Viridiplantae, Streptophyta, Magnoliopsida, Fabales, Fabaceae. The transcript has 8 exons. The record is from RefSeq and is a predicted model, not a curated record.
GCUGAUAUUUCCCAUAUUCCCAUUCAACGGGAAUUCUCAGCAUCAGCAAUGGCAUUGAGAGGAGCAGCCGGUGCUUCCAUUGCUUCUGUCUCCUCUUCAUUCUUUGCAAGACGAAGAACCCCAAUUUUCCUCUCAAUCCCUCACCAUUUUACGCUCAAACCCCAUAAUCCUCCUUCAUAUCACCCCAAUACCCUUCCAACCGUUCCUAUUUGUCGACCCGGAUUUCAAUGUCAAAUUCGGGCAAUUAGUCAGGCAGCUGCGGAGAUCGAAGUCUCCAAGAAAGAAAACGAAGAACAAUCACCCAGAGACUGGAAGAUUAAAAUGCUUUAUGAUGGAGAUUGUCCACUUUGCAUGCGCGAGGUCAAUAUGCUAAGAGAGAGGAAUAAGAACUACCGUACAAUCGAAUUUGUCGAUAUAAGCUCAGAUGACUACUCUCCGCAGGAGAAUCAAGGCCUCGACUACGAAACUGUUAUGGGAAGAAUUCAUGCUAUUCUCUCCGAUGGAACUGUGGUCACAGAUGUUGAGGCAUUUAGGAGAUUAUAUGAACAAGUUGGUCUUGGUUGGGUUUAUGCCAUUACAAAAUAUGAACCAAUUGCUACAAUUGCUGAUGCAGUAUAUGGUGUGUGGGCUAAAUACCGUCUUCAAAUUACAGGCCGACCACCUAUGGAAGAAAUAUUAAAAACUCGAAAAACUAAGGGUGAAGUAUGCAAAGACAGCAACACUUGCAAGAAGUGAAUUUCCAUGAUAGCUGAUGGUUGUGGUCAUUUUAUUCACAACUAGUAAAGUUUGCAUUUAUAUGAGCUUGGUUUGAAAAACAAGCCAACAUAGAUACGUGUCACAGCUCUUCUCCAUGUUAGCCGUAAUUCAUGUCUAUUUCAGUACAUGUAUUAGGUAACUCUUUUUUUCUUUUUUCUUUUUUCCAUUUAUAAAUUUUGCUGCCGUGAGCUGAAAUAAGAACUGGGAAUGUAUAUAGAUAUCACUUGGGGCAUGUGUAUCAUCAGGGAAGGAUAUGUAGAAUAGUUCCAUUUGCACGUAAAUACACAAACACAGAAAGUUCCCCUAUCCAUGCUGUGUGCGUAUAUUUCCCUACUGAGCGUGGGGAUUACUUUUGGUUGCCCUUACUUUUAUUGGAUGAAUUGUAAGAUCUUGAAUAUAUGCGUCCUUACUCAUUAUCACUUGUAUGUAAGUCAUUUAUUUUUC